UCGCAGCAUCACGAGAUCCUUUGAAUCUUCAAAGUUGUUUAUAAACUUUGUUAACUAACCGUAUUUUCUUACAUGUAACGGUUUUCGCAAGCGCUUGAAUUUUAAAAAUAAAAAUUAUUGCCAGUCGGUAAAACCGGAAAUUUUAUAAAUAGAAAAUAUUUAUUUGACCCUUGUUUUACCCGGCAGAAGUGGUACGGAAGUCUCGGGAUUCCGACUGUCUAAUUAAAACAUAGCAUUGCGAUGACUGGUAAUCAUUAAUUGGUUGCCUAAUUAUGCCGGUUGUUAUGCUGAAGGAAAAUAUUGAUCAAAUGAAUGACUGAACCACAAAAAUUAUCAGCCAUGCUCCUUCUCAACACCUCCGAACCCUCCACCUACGAAGAGUCCAUCCGCGAGCUGGGCUUCAACGUGUACAGCUGGGCCAUCCAGGUCGUGGUGCUCUUUGUCCUCUUCAUUUUCGGCUUCAUCGGCAACAUCACCGUCUUCAUCCUCCUCCUGCGCCGCAAACUGGCCAUCAGCUCCACCAUCCGCCAUCUGAUCCUCAACCUGGUGAUGGCCGAUCUGUUCGUGGUGAACUUUUGCAUCUUGACCCUGGCCAUCUGGCACUACACUGUGGAAUGGCUGGCCGGAGAUUUCGUGUGCCGGUUGUCCAAGUUUAUGCAGAUGUUCUCCCUGUACGCCAGUACCUUCAUCAUCGUGGUGAUCAGUAUUGACCGGUGUAUGGCGGUGGUGGCGCCCAUCAGCCGGCUGAAGGUGGAUAAAUACGGCCGGCGCAAUAGCCAUAAGAUGGUGGUGGGGGCGUGGAUGUUAGCGGGACUGUUCAGUGUGCCACAGGCCAUUAUCUUCAAAGUCCAGCAGGCUCCGACGGAAAUUGUCUUCUACCAGUGUGUGACAUUCGGCUCGUACACGGAAACCUGGCAGGAGCCGCUGUAUACGUCCUUCACGCUGUGUGUCAACUUCCUCUUCCCCUUUGUCAUUAUCAUUACGUGCUACACGCUGAUCCUGCAUCGGCUGUCCACCAGCCAGCGCAGCCAGACCGGAAACGGGGGGCUGCAGGCGGAUCAUCAGCAUUCCCAUCAGCAGUUGUUCUCGCAGCUGUCCGCGCCCGAUGAUCACCGGAAACAAUCAGUGCCCUGCUACAGUUACGUGAUGGAGAAGAGCCCCUUCCCAUCAGCUCACCAUCACCAGUGGAACUACAAUAUCUCGCAGCGCUCCGCUAAACUGCGCAAAGCCCGCGCCACCUCCCUGUGUUUAUCCGUGCUAAUCGUAUUGACCUUUGUCAUUUGUUGGGGGCCGUAUUACGUGCGGAUGGUCGGCUCGUUCAUCUGGGAGGCGGCCACCGAUGAGAAUGUGGAUAAUGUCGUCUUUUUCUUUGGGAUGAGCAAUUCGGUGAUCAACCCCCUAAUCUACGGUGCGUUCCAUGUAAUGGGGCGGCGCGGAUGGCGUGCCGGCAGCGGGCGUAGAUCGGUGCUGCUGUCCAAGCAUAGAUCGCACAGCACCACUACGCCGCUGCGGUGGGCGGCGCGCGCCCCACCCGCCGCCCGCUUCUCACUACUGCAGCGUCUGCAUUGUCCUGACGCCGGUCUUUCUCUGCACUACAGCCACGCCGCGGCUCUUCCGGCUGUGCAGCAGCAGCGGCCCCUCCGCGCCCACCCUCGUCACGCCGCCGCCGCCGCGGCCCCGCCGGCUCCUUUCCCUCUGAUACAGCUGCGCCGCAAUCCCCUCCCGGAACUGCGCCCCAUCUACAAGGAGGCGCUGCGCCCCCUGGAGACCGGCUGCUGCUUGACCAAGGAGAAAUCCUCCAGUCCGCCGGCCAACUGAAAGGUCACCAAAAGUCCUAAUGCCGGCAUCCAGAAACCGGCCCUGGAAAACGGAGCAAAGCUCCCGGAAAAUAUAUUCGAUGACAUUGACGGCUGUCAAGUAUUUCCAACAAUUCCCUUUCGGCGCGGGAAAGACCACCAACCGGAAAUCCAGAAAUUUUCAUCGCCACCGGCAUUUGAAAAUUAACCAAAUACUCCAUAAAAUGGACUUAUCUGUAAACUGCGCAAAAGCCAUACCCGAUGCCGGCUUCGAGAAUAACAAUCCCGCUUUCUCUCGCAGCUAACCGGAAGUCCAGACUUCAAGAUUUUUAUCUGCCGGCAUCCAGAAAUUUCAAAAACUGAGCGAAAGUUUUAGUGAACAUAUAUAUCCGUUGCCGGCUUCAAAAAUAAUAACGGCGCUCCGUUUGGAUGACGGGAUGCCAGCCCACCGGAAGUCCCGAACCCUGGAUUUAUCUCAACUGGCGAAACUGACCACCAAAGCAAAAACGGAGAGAAAAUCGUUCUACAUAUUUCCGAUGCCGGUUUCGAGAAUUAUUCACCGAAUUCCUUUACAACAACUUUAGAAAAACCCACCGGAAGUCCCAAAUCUCGAAAUCUGGCCAGCUUGCGACUGGCAUGCACAAUCAAUAAAAGACCAGAAAAAUCAGGCAACAACUGCAGUGAAAAUACCCGGUGCCGGAUGCGAGAACAUUAACCGAAUCCUUUUCCCCGCAAUUCCAAAUGUCUUCCUCAACGCCAUACCAUUUUUUGGGGGAAAAUAAUAUCACUAUCUGAUAAUUUGUUUCCAUUGAAACGCUACUUUCCUGUUAUUUUUAUACAUUUUAUACAGGCUGUAUUUUCCGUUUAAAAUAUAAGUAUUAAUUUUUCUGGCUGCCGUAUGUAUCCGCUUCAUAAUGUAAAAAGUAAAAACUGUUCGCCGUUGGCAGAAAGAAGAGCGGCUAUUUUUUGCUCCAUAAAUCGGUUUUUAAUGGUUGUCCCGCGCAAU
This is a messenger RNA of Paramacrobiotus metropolitanus, 2802 nucleotides long. Its product is annotated as gonadotropin-releasing hormone receptor-like. Lineage: Eukaryota; Metazoa; Tardigrada; Eutardigrada; Parachela; Macrobiotidae. The coding region runs from base 313 to 1818 and encodes 501 amino acids. Gene Ontology annotation, molecular function: corazonin receptor activity. Gene Ontology annotation, biological process: neuropeptide signaling pathway. The record is from RefSeq and is a predicted model, not a curated record. Gene Ontology annotation, cellular component: membrane. The transcript is spliced from 5 exons.